Molecule: messenger RNA, 915 nt
Organism: Anopheles moucheti
Lineage: Eukaryota; Metazoa; Arthropoda; Insecta; Diptera; Culicidae
Gene: Glo1
Product: lactoylglutathione lyase
Exons: 4
Coding region: 211-744 (177 amino acids)
Molecular function (GO): metal ion binding; lactoylglutathione lyase activity
Source: RefSeq, a predicted model, not a curated record
CGUCGCAUCUCGUGCACGAUCUGUUUUCUCAUCAGCGAGCAAACAUUUGAUAGAAACCCGCUUUCGGAACAGCUUCGCCCUGAAAUACAAAUACGCCAAGAAGCCGGGACUUUCACGCGUUGAAGAAGUUAUCAUUUGAUUAGGAACCAAUUGCGAGGUUAAUACCGUUGCUGUGCCUUUGCUCGUGUGAAUUAACAAAUCAAGCCAAAAAUGGGCGAAGGUUUGACCGAUAAGGAAGCGAAGGAGCUGCUGAAGCUUCCGGAUGCCGAAACGAAGAACUUCCUGUUCCAACAAACGAUGUACCGCAUUAAAGAUCCCCGGGCUUCGCUUCCGUUCUACAACGAGGUGCUGGGUAUGAAUCUGCUUUGCAAGCUGGACUUUGCAGAGGCCAAAUUCUCCCUCUACUUUAUGGGCUACGAGGACAUUGGCAGUCAACCGACGGAUCGGAAGGAAUGCAUACAGUGGGCAAUGAGUCGGAAAGCGACGCUGGAGCUUACCCACAACUGGGGCACGGAGAAUGAUCCCGAGUUUAAGUACCACAACGGUAACAGUGAUCCACGCGGAUACGGUCACAUCGGUAUUAUGGUGCCAGACGUAAAGAAGGCAUGCGAGCGGUUCGAUCGGUUGGGAGUGGAGUACGUCAAGCGCCCGGAUGAGGGCCGUAUGAAGGGGUUAGCGUUCAUCAAGGACCCGGACGGUUACUGGAUUGAGAUCUUCAAUGCAUCCACGGUUCAGGCGCACUAAACUACGCGCCUUCGGUGCAUGCGUGAUUAAAUGUUAAACGUAUAUGUAUUCUCGGGAGAACAAAAGUAUCGGAACAGAAACGGGCAAAUACUUAUCAGUAAUCGGAAAUUAAGGAAAUAUGGGUUUCAAUUUGUUUGCGAAAAAUAAAAGCACCGUGCCUUGUUAUAAUAC